This is a messenger RNA of Psylliodes chrysocephalus, 1091 nucleotides long. The record is from the annotation of a GenBank genome assembly. NCBI's taxonomy places the organism in Eukaryota, Metazoa, Arthropoda, Insecta, Coleoptera, Chrysomelidae.
CAACUACCAAGCCUAGCACUAACUGGCAGUUGAUUCUGUGUGAGCCAGAAGUAAAAAAAGAAGUCAAUAUGUUGCCGUUGACUGUGGAGGAGAUUAAUAAAAAGAAAAUUGUUGGUGUACUGGGGAAAAGUUUAAACGAUUUGAAAGAAUGUGUGAAUUUAAUCAAGGAAUGGUUAAAGAGUCAGAGGCACCUACCUGAAGAACCAUCCACUAACAUGAUCGAAUUCUUUUUGGUAAACAAUAAAUUUAGUAUUGAAAAUACAAAACAGAAACUCGAUAUGUAUUAUACGAUCAAAAGUAUAAUUCCAGAAAUAUUUGAUAGGAUAAACCCCAAAUUGGCGCGAAUACAAGCAGGUUUGGAUUGUCAAUACACCUUACCAUUACCAAAGCUUCUCAACGAUAAAUACAGGGUAGUAGUAAUGAAAGCGAAAUCGUAUAGAGAAAAUUUCGAGCCCAAAGUUAUAAUAGCAAAUUUGGUCAAUCUAAUUGAAGUGAGAAUUCAAGAAGAUUUUAUGUUGGGAGAUAUAGUGCUCUUCGAUCUUCAAAACACGUCGAUGUCUCAUAUAUAUAAAACUACGAUAAUGGACGCCAAAAUAGCUACGACUAUUUUAGAGAAAGUUUAUAGCAAUCGAGUCAAAGAGGUGCACGUCAUUAAUUAUCACCCUAUCUGUGAUUUACUAUUAAAAUUAGCGAAAACUGUUGUUAAGCCAAAAAUCAUCAAAAGAAUACGAUUUCACAAUUCCACAGAAAGUUUAUUCAAACAUAUUCCUUUAGAUAUAUUACCAGAAGACUACGGAGGCAAAGAAAAAUGUUUAGAUGAUUUAGAAGGAUUAUGGAAAAAGAAACUGAUGGAAUAUGCAGAUCGUUUUGAUAAAUUAGACACUUUGAGAGUAGACGAGUCGCAGCGUUCCAGUCCACUAAAAGACACCGAAAAUUUGGGUGUGCAAGGAACUUUUAGAAAGCUCGAUAUAGACUGAUUAAUAGAUGACUAAUCCAGGCGUCUGGCUGUGUAACUGUAAAACGUUUUUAGUCAUUAGAUUAGGAAUAAAAAAAACGAAAGUUGUGUGAAUUAAAUAAAAGUUUUGAAAGAG